Messenger RNA from Plenodomus lingam JN3, 300 nucleotides. The record is from RefSeq and is a predicted model, not a curated record. NCBI's taxonomy places the organism in Eukaryota, Fungi, Ascomycota, Dothideomycetes, Pleosporales, Leptosphaeriaceae.
AUGAAUAAGCGGGUCCUUAAGCUGAGUGACAUUCGACGACAGUCUGGAACACAUCUUCUGAAUCGUCCGGUCUAUGAUGCCCAAAGUGAGCUCAAUUGUCGUCCGGGAAGAUCAAAUGACCUGUUGAAGGACCCAAGCAUGCAGCGGUCCAGAGAAAAGCGGUACAAGUCUCAGACCACCCGCCGCGCUGUUCCAGCAAGCCGCGCGCCAAUGGCAGAAUAUCGAAACGUCAAGGUACAAGCAUGCACUUUGCACGUGACGGCAGCAGAGAAGUACCUUUGCAUUCUUCCGCAUUGGUAA